Messenger RNA from Myripristis murdjan (pinecone soldierfish), 759 nucleotides. Its product is annotated as sialoadhesin-like. Gene Ontology annotation, molecular function: transmembrane signaling receptor activity. The transcript is spliced from 5 exons. NCBI's taxonomy places the organism in Eukaryota, Metazoa, Chordata, Actinopteri, Holocentriformes, Holocentridae. The record is from RefSeq and is a predicted model, not a curated record. The annotation marks the transcript as partial. Gene Ontology annotation, cellular component: external side of plasma membrane. Gene Ontology annotation, biological process: immune response; cell surface receptor signaling pathway.
AUGGGGCUGGUAGGACAGGGUGGGGUCGAGGAUGAUGAGUUCGAGCUGUGGGAUGGAGAGCCCAUCUCUACUACGGCUGCUCUUGCUGACCGUGUCUCUGUGCUGCAGGCCCAACAAAGGUCAGUGCACUUCUCUGGCUGCAGGCCCAAAGUGUUAGGAGAGUCUCUGACUUCCAGCUUUACAAGAGUCAGCCCAGUCAGCCCUCUGUCCUUUGUCCCUCCUCUCCACCCCCACCCAGCCUCCCUGACUCUCAGGCCCAGCCCAGCUCAGCUGUUUAUUGGUGAGUAUCUUCAUCUGAGCUGUGAGGAAGACUCUGCUGGAUGGACGGUGAAGAGGAACACGACCACAAAAACCCUGACAGAGUGUGGAGACACCUGGGGAAAACUAAGAGCUUCCUCCUGUAGAAUCAGUUAUACACACCCAUCAGACAGUGGAGUUUACUGGUGUGAGUCCAGAGAGGGAGCAACCAGCAACACCGUCAACAUCACCGUCACUGCUGUGAUCCUGCAGAGUCCUGUCCUUCCUGUGAUGGAGGGAGCUGCUGUGACUCUGAACUGUACAACCAGGACUCCCUCCAGCCUCCCAGCUGAUUUCUAUAAAGAUGGCUCCCUCAUCAGGACUGAGUCUACAGGACAGAUGACCAUCCACCAUGUUUCCAAGUCUGAUGAAGGCCUCUACCACUGCACCAUCUCUGGUUAUGGACAGUCUCCACCCAGCUGGCUGGCUGUGGCAGUUUUACCUCCAGCUACAACACCAACA